This is a messenger RNA of Macrobrachium nipponense, 11751 nucleotides long. RefSeq names its product laminin subunit alpha-like (gene LanA). The coding region runs from base 41 to 11227 and encodes 3728 amino acids. The transcript has 59 exons. NCBI's taxonomy places the organism in Eukaryota, Metazoa, Arthropoda, Malacostraca, Decapoda, Palaemonidae. Gene Ontology annotation, biological process: regulation of cell migration; tissue development; regulation of cell adhesion. Gene Ontology annotation, molecular function: signaling receptor binding. The record is from RefSeq and is a predicted model, not a curated record.
AACCGUCGGUUGUUCGCCAGUUGUCAGCGAAACACACAAGAUGAAGGACCCCGGGAGGGGAGUUGUCCACACGUGGACCUUAUUUAUAUUGUGGACUUUAUUCGAGCCGUUGUCGGCGCAGGUGCUUACACCUCCCUAUUUCAAUUUAGCAGUGAACAGAAGAAUUACUGCGUCGUCCACAUGCGGCGUAGGUGUAUCAGAUCCCGAGUUAUUCUGUAAGCUAGUGGGUGCAAAUGCCGAUCGCCAUGCGUCGUCAGAUCUCAUUCAAGGAGGACAAUUUUGUGACGUUUGUGACCCAAAUGUUCCUGAAAAAUUCCACCCGCCCGAAUAUGCCAUCGACGGAUCUGAAAGAUGGUGGCAAAGUCCGCCUCUAUCCCGAGGAAUGGAUUACAACCAGGUCAACCUCACCAUCGACUUGGGCCAGCUUUUCCAAGUUGCUUACAUCGUGAUAAAAAUGGGUAACUCUCCCCGUCCUGGCGUCUGGGCUCUAGAGCGAUCGACAGAUAAUGGAGAAACCUACACGCCAUGGCAGUACUACGCUGGAAAUCUGGCCGAGUGUGAAUCCUUCUUUGGAAAGGAAAGUCUGAAGCCCAUCCAGGAGGAUGACGACGUCAACUGCAUCACGCAUUUCUCAAAAGUUGUUCCCCUGGAGGGGGGAGAGAUUGUUGUUCAGCUUCUGAAUAACAGACCGAGUGCCAACAGUUUCUUCAACUCGACAACCCUGCAACAAUUUACUCGUGCAACAAACGUUCGUCUGCGUCUGCUGCGCACAAAGACAUUCCUCGGUCACCUUAUGUCAGUUGAAAGAGCAGACCCUACCGUGACCAGAAGGUAUUUCUACUCCAUCAAAGACAUCAGCAUCGGAGGACGCUGCGUCUGCAACGGCCACGCAGACGUGUGUGACCUGACUGAUCCGGACGACCUCUACAAACUGAAGUGCAGAUGUCAGCACAACACGUGUGGCUCCCAGUGCGAAAGAUGCUGCCCUGGGUUCAUCCAGAAGAAGUGGAGACCUGCCGGUUACCACGUCGGCUUUGUUUGCGAACCGUGCAACUGCUUCGGCCACACGAACGAAUGUCUCUACGAUGAAGAGGUCGACGAGAAGAACCUCUCCAUCGACAUCUUCGGCAACUACGAAGGAGGAGGAGUUUGUCAGAACUGCCGGCAUAACACCAAAGGAAUCAACUGCAACGAAUGUAUGGACGGCUACUACAGACCCUAUGGGAAAGAACUCAACGACACGGAUGUCUGCCAGCCUUGUGACUGCAACGUCUUCUACUCCACCGGAAACUGCGAAGACGGCACGGGGCAGUGCCAGUGUCGACCGGAAUUCCUUCCGCCCUACUGCAGGGAGUGCAACGACGGCUACUACGACUACCCCGACUGCAAGCCCUGCGACUGCCACAAGAACGGAACGAUCGGCGGCGUCUGCGAAGUUGGGGGUGGUCAGUGCCCAUGCAAGGAGAACUACCAGGGUCUGAACUGUGACGAGUGUGCCCCGGGUUACUACAACUUCCCCGAGUGCUUGCCCUGUGACUGCAGCGAGAUCGGCACCCUGGACAACAGCACCUGUGACAUAGAGACUGGCCAGUGCGGCUGCGUCAACAAGUUCGGAGGACGUAAAUGUGAUAGAUGCGCCCAUGGCUAUUUUGACCACCCGACAUGCGCAUUUUGUAACUGUGAUGCCCAGGGAACCCAGCCAGAGAUCUGUGACAAAAGCACCGGGGAAUGUCUGUGCCUGGAAGGUUUCAGUGGGUCGCGUUGUGACAGCAAUGCUCCAGGUUUCUGGGGUUACCCCUACAUCCAGAUCUGUGGCUGCCACGAAAGAGGAUCCGCCUCGACUGUCUGCGAUGCGUCUGGAGACUGCGCCUGCCUGACCGGCUUCUCUGGGCGCGCUUGUGACCAGUGUAGCUCUGGGUACUACAACUUCCCCGACUGCAUUAAAUGCGCUUGUGACUCUGCAGGAAGCAUAGGUAUUUCCUGUGACAAAGAUGGCAAGUGCAAGUGCAAACCGAAUUACAGCGGAGUCCAUUGCGAUAAGUGCUUCGAGGGGUUCUAUAACUUCCCUCUGUGUGAAGAAUGUAACUGCAACCCAGCUGGAGUGUUAGAGACCUUCGCUGGGUGUGGCAAUGCUCCGGAAGGAGAGCUCUGCGAGUGCAAAGGGCGCGUGACAGGAAGGAUUUGUGACACUUGCCGUCCUCUGUUCUGGAAUCUACGACAGGACAACCCAGAAGGAUGCGAGGAGUGUAAAUGCGACACCUCUGGCACGGUAGGGGGAAUGUCAUCUUGCGAGCAGAAGAGUGGCCAGUGUUUCUGCAAACCAGGAGUUCGUUCCCGCAGGUGCAAUGAAUGCAGAGAUGGCACCUACAACCUACGGGACGAUAACAUGUUCGGAUGCACUAGCUGUGGGUGCAAUUUAGGCGGCUCUGUGGACAACACGUGCGACAAGGAAACGGGCCAGUGUCGGUGCCGUCCUCGUGUCACUGGCCAACACUGUGAUGAGCCGCUUCAGCUUCACUAUUUCCCAACCUUCUACCAACUGAAAUACGAAGCGGAGGAAGGACGCACCCCACAGAAUACAGCAGUAAGAUUCGGUUAUGAUGAAGAUGUCUAUCCAAAUUAUUCGUGGAGAGGUUAUGCAGUCUUUUCUGAAAUUCAAAAGGAAAUUAUCAACGACGUUUACAUAGAGAAGCCGUCACUGUACCGCAUGGUGAUGUCAUACCAUAACCCUAACAAGCAUACUGUUGUUGGCAAGAUCAUUAUUACUCCAGACGACCCAUUGGAUUCACAACAGGAAGUUGACGUUCACUUCAGAUCGACGUCUGAGCCGAAGCUCAUGACGGUUGUCACUGUUCCCGGCGAUUUCCCUGUCCCUCUCGUGAUGAAUCCUGGCCGAUGGUCUAUCGCUAUCGUCAAUGACAAGAACCUCUUUUUGGAUUACUUCGUAUUGCUGCCUCUUGCAUACUAUGAAGGAGCAAUCUUGUCCGAGAACGUGACAGUCCCUUGUGCUCUAGGCCAAGACGAGAGUCAGAUGUGUGUGCACUACACAUACCCUGACAUCUACGAGCACAGUUACAUCUAUGGUUCGGCUGGCUAUCGCAAGGCCGGAAAUGAACGGGAGGCUGUUGAUCUAUAUGAUGACGAAGAGGUGUUGCGGAUGCUGGACACCCAGCCAAUGGCCUGGCUGAACCACAACCAGCCAGAGGUCCAAUACGAUCUGAGACUCGGCAAAUCCGGCCACCACAUCCUCCUCAUCAACUACUACACUCCAGAAGGUUCGCCAACGACGAACGUCAUGAUCGAGACCUCCACCCGCAAAGGGAAAGCGAAAGGGCGAGCCAUCCUCUACGACUGCCGGUACUCGACCACUUGUCGCCAGGUCAUCACUGACCUCGAGGGAAAAGUCGGAGUCUUCCCAUUCGACAGCAAUUUCGUGAAUGUCGUGGUUAAAGGCGAGACCAACACAAACAUUGGCAUCGAAUCCAUCGUGGCUGUCCCUCACGAGUUGUGGCACGAGGACCUGGUGAGACUGCAGCCGGUGUGUGCCCGUCUCAACGGGGAAUGUUUGACCUCCCAGUUCCCCCACCCACCAGAAACAACAAAGAUCGAGUUCGAGAACAACCUGGAAGGGAAGAGGGCUGCCGAACUGCCUUGGGGAAUCUCGAACAACACAGGUCUCGUUUUCUUGAACCAUAGCGAUCCCAUGGUGGAUAUCACCGGCAAACUACGCUCAGCUGGCGGCUAUGUCUUCAUCGUCCAUUACUAUCAACCUCUGUACCCCGAGUUUGAAGUCGAUGUACUGCUGCAGAAUGGACAGUUCUAUGAGGCUUCACUGGAUGUUCACCACUGUCCCAGUACUUCAGGCUGUAGGGAUGUUAUCAGGCAUCCUGAUGGUUCAUAUGUAUUCAACGUCCUUGAGAACUUCGUGUUAUCGUUGAAGGAACCAGAUCAUAAGUCACUGUGGUUGGAUUAUCUCCUUGUAGUUCCCGCUGAGCAGUUUACUCAAGAAAUAUUGCAUGAACUUCCACAAGACAGAACUGCCGAGUUUAUAAGCCUCUGUGGACAAGAUAAUUUCAAUCUUCAGCCAAACGCUUCUGAUUUCUGUCGAGAUGCAGCAUUCAAACUAACAACGGACUACAACAGUGGAGCUCUGCCGUGUCAGUGUGACUUCUACGGAUCUGCAAGCUUCGAGUGUGAAAGCUUCGGUGGCCAGUGUGCCUGCAAACCAAACGUGAUUGGCAGGAGAUGCGACAGAUGCAAAACAGGCUACUUCGGUUUCCCAGACUGCAAACCUUGUGACUGUCCAUCCACGGCCCUUUGCGAUCCUGUCACCGGCGAAUGCAUCUGCCCGCCACGCGUGGAAGGAGACCGCUGUGAGAGAUGCAGCCCCUACACCUACGGUUUUGACCCCAUCAUUGGAUGUGAGGAGUGCCAGUGUUCUCCUCUCGGAGUCAAGGCUGGUAACCUACAGUGUGACAUGCUGACAGGGAAGUGUGACUGUAAGGAUGCUGUUGUUGGUAGGAGGUGCGAGCGAUGUGCAGCUGGGUACUGGUCAUUCCCAUUCUGUCAGCUUUGUGACUGUGACCUGAGAGGAACAGAGGCUGAAAUCUGUAACCAGGAUAAUGCACGUUGCUAUUGCAAAAGUAAUGUGCAAGGUUAUUCAUGCGAGAAUUGCGUCUCUGGAUCUUACAACCUUGAAGAGAGCAAUCCAGAUGGCUGCACCAAGUGCUUCUGUUUUGGCAAGACAGAUUCUUGUUCCUCAUCUGAUAUGUACUGGACGAAAUUCAGUGUAGAGGACAUGUCUGAAUUUAGAGUGGUAGUCUUGGAGCAAUAUCUUGCAUACAAAGGACUGCAAUCAUCACUGGACAGCUCCCUAUUAUUUUCAACAAUAAGUCAGCUACCAGAAUAUUCAGUAGACUCUGUGGAGCAAGAAUUGGGUGAUCUUGAUGUGGAGUUCCCCGAAUCGUCUGCAUAUUUCAGUUUACCACUUGAUUACUUAGGAAACAGGCUUACAUCUUAUGGUGGCUAUUUGACAUACUCUCUUUAUUACCAAGUGGAAACGUCUGAUGGUAUAGAAUUGGAGAGUCCAGAUGUCUUUUUACAAGGCAACAAUAUCAUCGCCCAGUAUUUCCUGGACGAACAACCAGAAAACAGGGAGCCUUUCAAUGUCUCCAUUCGCCUAACAGAACAUAAUUUCAGAACGCUGUCAGGGGCCUCAUUAAAAAGAGACCAAUUUAUGACCAUGUUACUCAAUCUGGAGGGUAUCUACAUUCGAGCAAACUACUGGACCAACACCACAUUCUCAAGAUUGUCCGACGUAUUCCUGGAUGCCCCAACCGUAAACUGGCCUGGGAGAGGUGCUCACCCAGCAUUAUCUGUGGAGCUUUGUCAGUGCCCAGUUAAUUAUGAAGGCACGUCUUGCGAGAGGUGUGCGGAUGGGUACUACCGUGCCCAGAGGGGCCCGUAUGGCGGUUAUUGUGUGCCCUGUCAGUGUAAUGGUCAUUCAAAUACCUGCGACAAAGAGACAGGAAAAUGUAUCAAUUGCCGGCACAAUACAGUUGGUGACUACUGUGAACUGUGUGGUCCGGGCUACCACGGCAAAGCAACACAGGGGACUCCAUAUGACUGUCUGAUCUGUGCCUGUCCACUUCCAUCCAUUACAAACAACUUUGCAGAAAGUUGCGAUGUCACUGAAGAUGGCGUAUCCAUCCAGUGCAACUGCAGGCCAGGGUACGUUGGGCGCCACUGUGAAAGGUGUGCUUCAGGGUAUUAUGGUCGACCUGAGACACUGGGCGAAAGCUGCCAACCUUGUGAGUGCAAUGGCAACAUAGACGCCAACGACCCUUACGCCUGUGACGACAUCAGCGGCCGAUGCUUAAGCUGCCUAAACAAUACCUUUGGAAAUUUGUGUGAGAGGUGCGCUCCUGGAUUCUACGGUGAUGCCAUUGAGGAGAAGAACUGCGAAAGCUGCACUUGCAACGAGUGCGGGACUCGGAACUGUCAACACUUCACCGGCAAGUGCGAGUGCUUCCCGAAUGUGGACGGAGAGGACUGUGAUCGCUGCGCUGCAGAUCACUGGGGCUUUGCAUCUUGCCAGGGCUGCCAACCGUGCCAAUGCGGAAUUGCAGCCGCCAAGAGCCAGUGUGACGAAGGGACCGGUCAGUGCAUAUGCAGAGAUGGCGCAACAGGACAACGAUGCGAAUUAUGCAAACCGGGCUACUGGAACUACACUCGCCACGGAUGCCAAGCUUGCACGUGUCAGGAAGGGUUCAGCGUUGGUGUAGGAUGCAACCCACUGACUGGCCAGUGUUCCUGCUUACCCGGCGUUGUUGGAGCAAACUGUGAUGGGUGCCCCUACAGGUGGGUACUGAUUGAAGGAUAUGGCUGCCAAGAGUGCGAGGAGUGUGUUCAUGCUCUGCUUGACACUACUGAUGAACUUAUUAGGCUAAUUGAGCCAACGAUACUGGAAUUCAAGACCGCAGCGCACAGCUACUUCCUCCACCAGUCGUUGAGCGCUAUCAAUUCGACGGUGCACGAGCUUCGACCACGGGUCGAUCUGAUGGACCUUCCCCAGGCUGAGACGCAUCCAAUUCACACAGCCAUCGAGGACGUCUUCAAGACGGCGCAGUCCAUUUCUGGCAAGGCAAACAUUCUGUACGAUCGAGCUGACGAAGCCUCAACAAACAGCUUUGCAGUGUUUAACGACGCCCUUGCCGUUCAGAAACACGUCGAUGACGCCUUCAGUUCAGCAAGGAGUGUCAUUGGAGAGAUCAAUCGGCUUGUAAUUGGUCUGGAGACUGGCACAGGUGCACAACUUGAGCAAGCAAUUCACGAAGCCGAAGACAUUGUGGAUCGGAUGCGACAGCGCGAUUUCAGUCCAUUUGGGGAUAAGGCGGAAGUAGAACUGGAAAUUUCCAAAGAAUGGCUGGAAAGAAUGGAAGGUUUCUUCAACCCAGUUAAAGCCCAAGAGAAUGCAACAGGAUCGUACGAGAAUUCCCUGAAGAAGUACGAUGAGAAACUAACGGAGAUGCGAGGUCACAUCCUGAAGGCUAAUGAUAAGGGCAAAAGCGCCCAAGAGAUGAACCAGGAGAAUAAAGUGUUCGGGUACGAAGCUUUGAAGAAGAAACUGGACGAGGCUAAUAAGAUGGAUGGUCAGGUCGAGAAGUUCAUCAAUGAAGGCCGAGAUUAUGUCGAUAAAGCAAACCAGAACUAUCAGAACGCUUCAGGAAAUUAUGAUAUGUUAGUUGUGGAGAUUGGAAAACUUCGAACUGCAAAAUCUAACUUGAAUACGACAGUGGCAACAGUUGUGUCGGAGCUCGAACGAGCUCAGCUUCCAGCGCACAAAGCGCAAGGUCACGCCGAAAUACUCAAGAAUCGGGCCGAUGAACUGGAUGAUUUGCUGGCAGACACUCGUCAGGUGGCUGAAAAUGCUCUGGAAGCCGCAAAUGCUUAUAAUAACAUCGUUAUUGCCAUUGAUGAUGCUUACAAUGCCUCUGUUGUUGCCAAGAAAUCUGCUAUGAGGGCUGUUGAAAUGUCUGAAGGUAUCAGUGACCAAGCUCUGGACUCUCAGAAGAAGUCUGAAGAAAAGUAUGGACUCGCUGAGCUGAGGGUGGUUCAAGUUGAAAGUGAGCUUCGUCCUCAGUUGAUCAGUGCUCAGAAAGAUGUACAAAAUCUAAAAGAUAUCAAUUUAUACAUCAGUGGCUCCUUAGCUGUCAUUGACAGUGGACUAGAGUCCCUUCAAGCUUCAUCUAUUUCUGAAGAAGCUGCAGAUCUGAAAGGGAGUGCGGUUGAGUCCAGGGAAAGCGCCAACGAGGCCAUUCUCAACAUUGCAAACAUUGAAGACCAGUUACCUCAAGCCGCUGAGGAGGCGCGUGCAUUAAGGAAAAAUAUUGCAGAAGGACAGAAAGCUAUCCAGCUUGCGUACAAACAGGUUGAAGAAGUGGAGCAAGUUGUCCCAGAAAUGGUGGAGCUUGCCAGCACCCUUCGUACCAGGAAAGACGCCAUCCAGGCCAAAGGGAUUGACGUUGGCGAUCGCCUGGAGAAGCUGAGAGACACCAUCAAGAAGACUCGCGAACUUGCUAACAAGAUUAAAGUGGGAGUUUCAUUCCUGCCCAAUACAACACUGGAACUGCAAAAUCCUGAAGACCUGUCUAAGGCUGCUACAGCUACAAAGGUAUCAUUUUAUGUACAAACCACUGAGCCCACAGGCCUCCUUGUGUUCAUGGGGACGCCAGUUGGAGGUAGCCAAAGAAUGAGGCGCUCGCUCAGUGACGACUUUAUGGCUCUGGAGCUUGAUCAGGGAUUCCUUCACCUCACGAUGGACCUUGGAGCUGGAGCUCACACCAUCGAAUACAAUGAUCUUUAUAUUGCUGAUGGAGUGUGGACUCAGAUCAUAGUAGAAAGGACGGGCAAAGUGGUGAAAUUAUCCAUCCAACGAGAAGUCGACGGUGAUAUCGACGCAGGAUCAGUUGAGGAGGUUCUGCCCGGAAGGUUCUCUGUGUUCAAUCUGGAUCCUAAAGUGUCCAAGAUCUUCGUUGGCGGCAUACCUGCAGGCGUGGAAAUCGACAAGUCCAUCAGGAGCACGUCAUUCUUUGGGCAAAUAGAAGACCUGAGAAUUAAUGACCGACCGCUUGGUCUCUGGAAUUUCAUACAUAAUGGAACAAAUAACAUUUACCAGCGAGGAGCCUUAGAGAGAGAUAAGUUGGUUGACCUGAAACCAGUAACCGGUUUACGCUUUGAUGGCAAUGGAUACGCGGCCCUUGAUACCCGUAAUGGAUACCGCUUCCAAAAACUGUUCGACAUACAAAUAGACUUCAAGACCUUUGCAGAGGACGGAAUUCUGUUUAUGAUAGUUAGUGAGAGUGAUCAGUACAUGAGUGUAUCUCUGGAAGAGGGCCACUUGCUUUUCCAGUAUGAUUUAGGAACUGGUGGUGCGACAAUAAGAUCAGAAAACACGUACAAUGAUGGGCAGUGGCACCACGUGGAAGUGGCCAGGCAGCAAAAGGCCGGCGUCCUGAAGAUAGCUCAAGAGACCAUUCAAGGAGAAUCAGGAGGCAGUGCAACACAGUUCAAAGACAUUCCAGAGGUCAUGUACUUCGGUGGUUAUCCAGGAGAGCACGAGUUCACAGACAUCACCAAUGAUGAUUUCAACGGCUGCAUGGACAACGUUAUCUUGUCGUCCGUUAAUGUUGACCUCACAAAGAGCACGGAGUCCCUUGGCACGGUACCGGGAUGUCCAAUACAGGUGGCGAGCCUUGUGUCAUUUGACAUAGAGAAUCCAGGCUAUGUCAGGUACGACAGCCCAGAUGGAAGCGGCCUGCAGCUCGUCUUCAAGUUCAAGACGGACCAGCCUGAUGGAAUGAUAUUCUAUGCCUCGACGGCAGAUCAAAGCAGUUAUCUCUCACUCUCCAUGGCUGAAAGUGCACUCAUCCUUCGUGCAUUCCCGGGAGGAGAGCUCACCACAGGUUCCUUCGAUAGAUACAACGACAGUGAAUGGCAUGUGGUCAUUGCAACGCGUGAACAUAAUGUUCUUCGUCUUGACAUUGAUGAUUACAAGUCUUACAGGGUCGAUGUGCAAAAACGGGCUAUUCCACUCGACGGUCCGGUGUUCUUCGGUGGCGUACCAGACACUUACAGCAUUGCAGCGGCAGCCUCUGCAACCGAUACCAAUUUCUACGGGUGCAUUGGAGAUGCUACUCUCAAUGGCCGUGUUGUCAACUUCGCUCAGAGCACAGAACGCCCAAGAGCUCUUCUGCAGAAGUGUCCGAUAUUCAAGAGCACUGCUCUCUUCCAGACUCCAUCUCUGGGACAGAGGAGGAGAAAUAUUAGUGAGGUGGUCGACGUGCCAAUCAUCGCGAGAGGCACACUGCCGCCAGUGGACUUGGAGGCAGAACCAGAGGUGGAGGAAGACUCGGAGGAAUACGAUUAUAGCACAAGCCAAGAGUCCUUCAGUGUUACCCCUAGAUCACCCUUCCAAUCAGUAACCUUCCUUCCUCCUACUAGCACCUUUAAAUCCGUCUUUGUUACUGAGGAAACUCGUCCUUCAGUGACGCACCCAAUCCUCCGAGAUCGCUGUGCUCUCCCGGUGGAGCCAGCGACAGAAGAAGUCGACGAAACCUCCGGGUUCAGAUUCGAUCCUGAAUUCUCUGGUGGAUAUAACUUUGGGAGCAAAAGGUUCAGCCGUAUUGAGUUUGCUACUCUGCCUGACAACGCUCGAGCAGAUUUCAAAUUUUCGUUUGAUAUGAAGACGACAGCUGAUGAGGGUAUCAUCUUCUAUGGUUCCAGCAGUACACAUCGAGAUUAUGUCACUUUCUACCUCAAGGACGGCAAGCUUGUGUUCAGCUUCAACCCUGGCACUGGUGCUGCACUGAUGAGAGGCAUACAGCCUGUCAACGACGGCCAGUGGCAUACCGUAGUUGUCGAGAGGCGUGGAGACUACGGCGUGCUCUAUGUUGAUGGCUACCUCGUCUCAAAUGGCACCAGCAAAGGCGAAUCCAAGUUUAUUGAUUUGGAGUCGCCAUACUACUACGGUGGAGUUAAUCAAGAGGUCACUGAGCUCGUUCGCCAGAAUACAGAGAACACAGAGUUGUCAUUUAACGGAUGCCUGAGAAACAUUCGAAUGAACAAUAACCGUCUUGGCGGGAAACACGAAGCCCACAGUCUGAAUCGUUGUUCCGACAAGGUGGAAACAGGUGUCUUCUUCGGAGAAGGGCUUCGUUCACACGUCAUUCUAAAUAAACGCUUCAGUGUCGGCCGCGUUUUCGAAAUGUCUCUCGACGUCAAGCCGAGAAAGAACAGCGGAGUGAUCAUGUCCGUGCAUGGUCGGCGAGAUUUCGUCUUGCUCCAGCUGAAAGAUGGCGCCAUCGAGUUCAGUGUGGACAAUGGCAAAGGCGUCAUCACGGCGAGAUACACACUGCCAUCUCCAUGGAUGAUCUGUGAUGGAGAGUGGCACACAAUUCAAGUUAUCAAGACCAAGAAUAUUGCCAUGCUUGUCGUAGAUGGAAUCUCCACAAAUCCCGUCAAGGGCAAGAUAGGGGCGACAUCUACCGACACCAAACAUCCAUUAUUCCUGGGUUCGCAGCCUCGCAUAUCAGCGAGACGUGGCGAAGCCACGGACGAGAAGUUCGUCGGAUGUGUCCGAAACCUCACAAUCAAGAACGCCCCGGCUGACUUGGCGUUCGCUACAUUCGUCGGAAAUGUGGAUGCUGGAUCUUGCCCAACAAUAUAAUAGGCUUUCCAUCUUUCCUCUGCAACGUGGAUGCAUAUAUGUUACGAUCUUUUCCUAUUCAGUUAGCAAUAUAUAUAUUUUUUUUAACUCAAAAUUCGAAAUAAAACACCUUUCAUGGAAUUGAGUACUGUAGGAAGAAAUAUCAAUAUACAAGUUCUUUGUGUGGUUUCCAGCUUGUAUAAAUUUGAAUCUUAAGAGGACAGCAUUCACACUAUGAAGCCACGAAUGAUUCUUCCUGGAAAUCGACGCAGAGUGAAUUUAAAAAUGUUCUUAGGAAGUUUCGUAACAUUUGAAAAAGUUGUUCAGAAGAUCAUAGAAUGUGCAUCUAUAUCUGAAAAAUCAGUAAUGGUUGUCUGCUUUCAUCAAUAAAUAAUUGCGUGUUUUUUCUUUUGGUUUAUCUUUUGGCAUUAACUCACAGUAUAAUUAGCGAUACAAGUUUGGUUAUUUGGCAUUAUGUUAUAGACAAAUUAUAUUGCACUUUGGUGGUGAGAAGUUUGUUUUUUACUGAAUAAAUUCAAAAUUUU